CCGAUUCAGUUUCAGAGAACAGGAGGAACAAUCAUGCAACCGAAGAACAGGUUUAUCUAGAAGAACGGGAACAUGCAUUAUCAUAAUAUCCAUAAAAGCAGAAGAGUAGCAUACUUCUUAUUGGCCAAUAGAGAUGGAAUUCUGUUGUCACGUGACCUAUGUCUCACAAGUUCCUCUUAGGUCACUCACUGUAAUGGCUGUGAUAAGGACUGGUUCGGGCAAAAGCACUGGGAAGUUGAGAUAUUUGUGACGUUUGGUUGAAUCUUACCGUCUUGGCUUGGUGAAAACAGCCAACAAGGCUCCAGUCUGAGCUGCCACCGAGAGUAAUUGGUAUCUGAAACAGGUACCAAAAAACAUGGCGCUGCUGGUUCUUCCUAUAUUGCUACUGACUGCAGUAACUUCAAAGAGUGAAGUUUUACACACCCACACUACGUUUGAUCUGUGCUCUGACACAGAUGACGCAGCCUAUGCAUUUGUUAUCGAUGGGAACGAAAUGUUCCACCUGAACAUUACUCAGAAGGAGCUGGUUAUGAGGUUGCCUGAAUUUACAAGUGUGAUUGACUGUCCUCACUGCCUAAGCAUCGCUUUGUCAGCAAUAACUACAUGCCGCAAAAAUUUAAACACCACCCUGAAAGCAGACAACUAUCCAGCAACACACGAUGCACCACAGGUUGUGCUGUACCCCAAAGAUGAGGUUGAACUGGCGGUCAUCAACACCUUGGUCUGCUUUGUCAAUCACUUCCACCCGCCACCAGUGAACAUUAAGUGGGCCAAAAACAAUGUGGAAGUGACUGGAGGGGUGGUUACGGACCAGUACAUCCCUCACACUGAUGUUACCUUCUAUCAGUUCUCUUACCUGACUUUCACACCACAAGAGGGCGAUAUCUACUCUUGCACUGUGGAGCAUCUGGCUUUAGAGUCACCCUUAACCAGGAUAUGGGGUAAUGUAAUGAUUCUUUUUUCAUAUAAAGAACCACUAAGACUGAAGGAACAUGUAGGGUUUAGAGCUCUGUGUUGUAUGUAUGAGCACAGUAAUGUACAAUUAAUUGCAAUCGCAUUUAUAAAAUGGGUAAAGCAAAAAACCUAAUAUUACAACUUUUGUUAACUUGCCUCAAUUUGUUUACAAGGAAAAAGCUGAAGAACUGUUUAACAUAAUAAGCAUCUUUAACAGAUGAAAAUAAUCACAUACACUGACAGAUGUUUUUAUCUGAAAUCCAAGAUCUAUUAUGAAAUUAAAGGGAAACUGAAGUAUAGGGAGAAAAUGCUGUUGCAUAACAGAGAUCCAGCUUUUGCAUACAUACUAUUUUUGUUUUACAUCCAUGCUGCCAAGAAAUACAUUUUUAGAAGGGUGAGAGGGAGUGAGACAGAGGGAGAGAGAAUAAGGGAUAGAGAGGCCAAAAUGAGUUGAGGGCAAGCACACUGAGAGGCAACUCAGAGCAGAAGAGGAUGACAAAAUUAAACUGAAAUUCAUUCUAGGCAUGACAUGCAGGUUGUAAAGCUGGCUGUUGCAACCUGUUGCAAAAUGUUUUAACCUGUUGCACUUUUUUAAUACAAUUGAUUUCAAG
Molecule: messenger RNA, 1565 nt
Organism: Clupea harengus (Atlantic herring)
Lineage: Eukaryota; Metazoa; Chordata; Actinopteri; Clupeiformes; Clupeidae
Product: H-2 class II histocompatibility antigen, A-F alpha chain-like
Biological process (GO): antigen processing and presentation; immune response
Cellular component (GO): MHC class II protein complex; membrane
Source: RefSeq, a predicted model, not a curated record